Messenger RNA from Moesziomyces antarcticus, 774 nucleotides. RefSeq names its product proteasome subunit alpha type 7. The coding region runs from base 1 to 774 and encodes 257 amino acids. Gene Ontology annotation, biological process: ubiquitin-dependent protein catabolic process. The transcript is spliced from 3 exons. Lineage: Eukaryota; Fungi; Basidiomycota; Ustilaginomycetes; Ustilaginales; Ustilaginaceae. Gene Ontology annotation, cellular component: proteasome core complex, alpha-subunit complex; nucleus; proteasome core complex. The record is from RefSeq and is a predicted model, not a curated record.
AUGUCUUACGAUCGAGCGCUCACCGUUUUCUCGCCCGACGGACAUCUAUUCCAAGUGGAGUACGCACUGGAAGCGGUUCGCAAGGGAACUUGUGCCGUCGGUGUGCGCGGCAAGGAUGUAGUCGUGCUCGGUGUCGAGAAAAAGUCGGUUCUGCAGCUGCAGGAUGCACGUACGAUUCGCAAGACGGCCAUGCUGGAUGACCACGUCUGCCUCGCCUUUGCGGGUCUCACUGCCGACGCACGAAUCCUCAUCGACAAGGCACGCAUCGAGUGUCAAUCGCACCGUCUUACCGUCGAAGACCCCGUGACGGUCGACUACAUUACACGACACAUUGCCGGCAUACAACAGCGCUACACGCAAUCCGGCGGUGUUCGUCCAUUCGGCAUCUCGACGCUCAUCAUUGGAUUUGACGCCAACGAGUCCAAGCCUCGACUGUACCAGACCGAGCCGUCGGGCAUGUACUCGGCAUGGAAGGCGUGUGCGAUCGGUCGAAGCGCCAAGACCGUGCGCGAGUUCCUCGAAAAGAACCACACCGACGAUCUGGACAGGGACGCCACCAUCAAACUCGCCAUCAAGAGCCUGCUCGAGGUCGUCCAGACCGGUGCCAAGAACAUCGAGAUUGCCGUCAUGGACGCACACGCCCAGGUGCGCAACCUCGAGCUCGGCGAGAUCGAAAAGUUUGUCGACCAGAUCAAUGCCGAAAAGGACGCCGAGGCCGAGCGCAGGAGGACGCGCAUCGCUGCCACCGCCGGCGCCCAGGCGUCGAUGGCCUGA